Parnassius apollo (apollo) is the source of this 1656-nucleotide messenger RNA. NCBI's taxonomy places the organism in Eukaryota, Metazoa, Arthropoda, Insecta, Lepidoptera, Papilionidae. The record is from the annotation of a GenBank genome assembly.
AUGGCGCUUGCUUGGAAGCCAUCUUUUGUUUUCGUCAAAGAAUCAAAAAACCUCACUGGAUCGUCCACCAGUGACGUUCAUAAGCCCAGUUUAUGGUAUUACGAGUUAUUGAUAUUCUUGGAGAAAAAAAAUGAUGUGAAAAGAAAGGGAAUUGAUUCAUUCAUGGGUGACGAGGAAGACGAACAACAAAUAGGCCGGACGAAUCAAAAAAAUCUGACAAGAGAACGCAACAUCGAAAUUAAAAAAGAAAAACUAAUAGAUGCAGCAAAUGAUUUAUUAACGAACAGAAGGGAAACUAAUGCAUUCGGAGUAUAUGUGGGCAAGAAAAUGGAAGAAAUACCCGUUGGUCAGCAGCGAGAUCUCGCUGAGAAACUAAUUUCAGAGGUCAUUUUUCUUGCUAAGACUAAUAAUUUGACCUUUGACACAAGAAUAGAAAUUCCAUCAAGAACAAAUCACUAUUCUUCACAUAACUCUGUUCAAUCGUACUUCGUACACUCUACUCCUUCGAUUUCCUCUAACGGCAAUCAGUAUAUCCAAACUGAAUCAACUCCUUCUCCAUCCUCUCUUGCACAAUAUUCUCCGUCAACUGCUUCAUCUCAUUCUUACCUAAUCUCUCAACCUGUGAAUUCACCAUCCCCAAAUUGUCCUAUUCCAAUACAAUCACCCACUUCUACUUCCUCUCAUACACAACAUCCAUCAACUGUUUCACCUCAUUCUUACCUAAUAUCUCAAUCAGUGAAUUCACCAUCCCCAAAUUGUCCUAUUCCCAUUCAAUCACCCACUUCUCCUUUCUCUCAUACACAACAUCUAUCACCUGCUACAUCUCAUUCUUACCAAAUAUUUCCAAAUUCCUCACAAAUUACACAUUCAAAUUCUACGCCAUCUUCACAGAACGCUGUCAACAUAAUUGAGAAUACAGUGUUGUAUGCAGAGGACCCGGCGGAAGGAGUUUUGAAAGAAUUGGUAGUAAAAUGGCUCCGACCAGGUCCAGGGGUGAAAAAAGAGGACAAUUGUGCUGAAGAAGGCCUAAAGCAGAAGAAUGCUGUUCAAAGAGGCCAAUUGUCUCAGCGUGCUGCAGCUUCCAGGCAUAAUAUUCCGCGAAGAACAUUGAGGGAUCAUUUAAAAACGGGCACAAUCGUUAAACGUUUGGGAAGAAAACCAAUUUUUACAGAACAUCAAGAAAAUGACCUCGUUGAACGAAUAAAAAGAUUCGCUAAAAUAGGUGUACCCGUCACGCCAAAAUUUAUAAGAAAACAAGCAUAUAUGUUUUGUGAAACAUACGAAAUAAAAAAUAAUUUCAAUAAUUCCAAAAGAAUUGCCGCAUUGCAUGGCACUGAUUGGUUGAGAUACUUUUUAAAGCGGAAUCCCUCAAUUAGCGAACGAAAGCCGCAAAUAAUGAAUCCAGCUCGAGCACAAAAAUUAAACAAAACAAUUGUUCAGCAACAUUUUCAGAGUGUGCAAAAAUUGUACAAUGAGAUGGAUAUCCUACAACAUCCAGAAAAAUUGUACAAUGAGAUGGAUAUCCUACAACAUCCAGAAAAUUUGUACAAUGAGAUGGAUAUCCUACAACAUCCAGAAAAUUUUUACAAUGAGAUGGAUAUCCUACAACAUCCAGAAAAAUUGUACAAUGAGAUGGAACCAAUAGAAUUACAAUGA